Messenger RNA from Racocetra persica, 777 nucleotides. The record is from the annotation of a GenBank genome assembly. NCBI's taxonomy places the organism in Eukaryota, Fungi, Glomeromycota, Glomeromycetes, Diversisporales, Gigasporaceae.
CUAUUAAGUCUUAGCAACGAAAUUUUACGAAACAAAUUUCAUACAACUUCAGAUCAAGUUGAAAAUUGUGUAAAGCCAUAUAAACAUGAAGUUGAAUGUAGUGAACAAGAAUGGACUGAGGGCUUGAAAAGGACAAUAUCUCUUCUUGAAAAAGAAUUGGAAAGUUGUAAUAAAGCAUUACAACUUAUCAAAGAUACUAUAGGAAAAAAGAAACUUAGAGCCGCAAUUAAAUAUGUAAUUGAUGCUGAAAGAGAAGCAAAACGUGCACAGGCUCAUGCUCGUGAUUCUGGAGAAGGCAAUAUCGUUGUUGAUAACGGAAACGAUACUACUACAAACACCAAACCUCAUUCUAUUAUAAUCAAUGAUAUCAUGGAAGAUAAUGACUCUGAUCGUCAUCGUUUACAUUUCAACCCGAAAGUGAUUGAAAAAGCUCUAGAAGCAAUAUUUUUGCGAGAUCGAUCCAUGAUAUUAAAAUACCGUUUAGCUGCUCUCAAAUCACGACAAUGUAAAUCCCCUGAAAAUAAACAAUAUUGUCCUGAAGCAUUUUUAAAUAUGGUCGCCGAAAAACUUUCUUAUACUGCUGUGAUGUUCAUCCAAGUUGAAUUAUUAAAUGAAUUCUUUUUCCAAUUUCCAAGAGAAGUAGAUAAUCUGCUUGUAUAUGGUAUGAAUAAAAAUCAAAUCUUAUCAUUUUCAAAAGAGAAUCCAAAAAUACGGAAACAUUUGGAAUUACAAGAGAAAAAACGAAAGUUGGAAGAGAUUAAUAUAGAAAUGGUAUAA